Messenger RNA from Durio zibethinus, 712 nucleotides. The record is from RefSeq and is a predicted model, not a curated record. Lineage: Eukaryota; Viridiplantae; Streptophyta; Magnoliopsida; Malvales; Malvaceae.
GUUGUAUUUUGACAUCGAAUUUCCAUCCCAAAUCAAAACAGAGAAAAUGGCAACAACUCCCAAGGCUAUCUUCUUCCUUGCCUCGGCCCUUUGCUUCUUACUCCUCCUCAGUAUUGUUCAUGCCGAAGCUCCCGAGCACUUCUUCGUGGAAGGAAAGGUUUACUGUGACAACUGCCGUGCUCAGUUUGUAACCCGGAUCAGCAAGUACAUUGCAGGUGCACAGGUGCGAUUGGAGUGCAAAGACCGUGCAGACGGGAGGCUGACCUACGCCGUAGAUGGUGAGACUGAUGCGUCGGGGACCUAUCAUCUUAAGGUGGAGGGAGACCAUGAGGAGGAGAUCUGCGAGGUUGCACUCGUAAGAUCAAGCGAUCCUGAAUGUGCUGAGAUCGACGUUCAAAAUUAUCUUAGGAAGAGUGCUCGGAUUGUCCUAACCAAAGACACUGGCAUCUGCUCCGAUCAUCGCAUGGCCAACCCUCUUGGAUUCAUGGUAAAGCAACCUCUGCCUGAGUGCACUGAAGUCCUCAGAGAACUCGGAAUCACCUCUACUGGCCUCGUAUAAAGGACAUUCGUUUAAUGGCAAAACAAAAGUGAAAGUUCAUCCGCCUAUUGAAUAAACCCAGUUUUUCUUUUCCCCAUCUUUUUUUUUUUGGCAAUAUCGUCUAGCCUAAGGAAAGCUCCAUAGCUAUUAUGAAAUGAAACUAGUACUCCUAUA